Colletotrichum siamense is the source of this 2082-nucleotide messenger RNA. RefSeq lists its product as uncharacterized. Gene Ontology annotation, biological process: termination of RNA polymerase II transcription. Gene Ontology annotation, molecular function: RNA polymerase II complex binding; mRNA binding. The record is from RefSeq and is a predicted model, not a curated record. The transcript has 6 exons. Gene Ontology annotation, cellular component: mRNA cleavage factor complex; cytoplasm. NCBI's taxonomy places the organism in Eukaryota, Fungi, Ascomycota, Sordariomycetes, Glomerellales, Glomerellaceae. The coding region runs from base 1 to 2082 and encodes 693 amino acids.
AUGUCAUACGAAUCCUCCGCCGCCGAAGUGGCGGAAGAUUACCGCCAGGCUCUUGAGGACCUGACUACCAACGUGCGCUUCGAAAUUAGCAAUCUUACGAUGAUUGCAAGAGAACAGACCGAACAUGCACAGGUCAUCUCUGAAGUGCUGCAGGACCACAUCUUGAAGGCCCCUGCACACAAGAAGCUGCCAGCCCUUUACGUCCUCGAUUCGAUCGUCAAAAAUGUCGGAACUCCGUACACCCUUUUCUUCGGAGCCAAGCUAUACCAAACAUUCAUGGAAGCGUAUGCCGCAGUCGACGGCCAAGUACGCCGCAAGAUGGAUGAGAUGUUGCGCACAUGGAAAGAACCUGUCCCGGGAUCUCUGGACAAGCGUCCAGUCUUUGCUCCGGAAGUCACUCAGCCCAUCGAGAGCGCACUCAUGAAAGCCCGGACGUCGGCUCUUCAAGCUCAACAAGGCCGCGGCCGUGGACGACCGGGUGCGCCGUAUCGCGAGACGCCCACGCCUCCAGGUGUGCGACCUGGAUCAAAUCACCAAGGACCCUACGGCCAGCCGCCUCCUAUGCAACAGCCGAACGGAAACCGACCUCCAAGUGCUCCGCUCCCACAUCAUCCGCAAAUGGCGCCAUAUGCACCCCCGCCAGCAUCGUACAGUGCUCAGCCGCCUUCAGCGGCCCCUGGUCCCUACCAGCCCCCUCCACAAAUGCCACACGCUGGGCUUGCGGGUGCUCAGACUGGUGUGAUAAGCAAAGAUUCUCUGGGUCAAGAUAUCCAGAAGUUGAUCGAUGCGUCGAAGUUGGAGUUUGCGCAGAACCCACAUGAUCAUAGUGUUCAUCAAAGACUUAAGGCAUUGUUGGAUGUGCAGAACUUGCUCCAGCACCAGAACUUGCCUCAGGACCAAUUGGUCCUUAUAAAGAAUCAAGUAGCCGAUCUUGCUGUAAAAGUGAGGCCGUUCGCGGCCCAGGGUCAUGCCCCUGCUGCUACGCCUGUCCCCCAUCAUCCACCGCCCGCUGCUGCGGCACCUGUAGUACCGCCGUCCGGACCUCCUCAGCAGUCAGGAGGCGUGACACUUGACGCUCUCUUCGGCCAAGGGGCUCUUGCUGCUCUGUUGACCCGUCAGUCAGCUACACCACAAGCACCAACACCAACGCCGCCUCCGCCGUUCCCGAACAUGGCGAUCCGAUCUCCUCCACCACAAAGAGCCGAGCCUCAACGGCAGAGUAGCGUUCCGCCCGCUGCGGACCCUAUGGCCUUGCUUGCAGGAUUGCGGCAAGCGGGAUUGCUGUCUGGAGGUGCGCCAAGCACUACGCCAACACCAGCACCGCCGGCUCCCGCGCCAGUUCCCCCUCCGGGAAUGCCUAUGCUGCCGCCCGGCUUGUUGCCUCCGAACAUUGCCAGCUUGCUAGCUGGCAUGCCGCGACCUCCCAUGCCGAAUAUGAACGCUAACCAGCUAGAUGCCACAGCGCUCAAACAGCAAUACCAGCCGCAUUUGAUUGCGUCAAUCUACGAGCAAUUAGGGCCGCAAUGCACGCAAUGCGGCAGACGAUUCAAGACAGAUGAGGAGGGCAGAAAGAAGAAGAUGGCGCACAUGGAUUGGCACUUCAAAGCUCACCAACGGCUUGCAGAAGCAGAGAAGCGAGGCCAGCAUCGCAGCUGGUAUGUCGACAAUAACGACUGGCUCAAGUCACGAGAGGCAGUCGAUGUCGACCACCCGCCAUCUACGGGCGAUGCCUCGUCUAGCCCCGGCAAGGAGAAGAAGGAAGCCAAGCCCAAGUACAUCCCUGUGCCAGAUGCGUCAAGCAGAGUCAACAGUGUCUGCCCUAUAUGUCAAGAAAAGUUCGAGAACAAGUGGCUGGAUACGGCGCAGGAAUGGGUUUGGCUGGAUACAAUUCUAGUCGGCAACCGGGCAUACCAUUACAGCUGCCACGCGGAGGCAACACAAGCCCGGGGGAGCACCCCGACAUACUCGAGGAGUACCCCCGAGCCGGUGCACCGCAAGCGGAAGGCGGAGGGUGACCACAAAUCUCAUCGAGGAAGAGUGAAGGCGGAGAACAGGAAAUGGGAAACAGAGCUCGAUUACUAG